GACAGGAUCCGGCCGAGGCGGGCCGGAGGGAGGCGGAGAAGGGGGGCGGCCCAGCAGGCCCGGCUCCGCCUCAGGCCUGGAGCGCGGGAAGCCUCGAAGCCGGGGGAGAGCAGGCCGCGCGGCUAAGGAAAAAUGCCUUUGUCCCAAAAGCCAAUGAGGUACGGCCAUACGGAAGGCCACACAGAUGUCUGCUUCGAUGACACUGGAAGCUGCAUCGUGACUUGUGGCAGUGAUGGAGACGUCAGGAUAUGGGAAAGUCUGGAUGACGAUGACCCCAAGUCCAUUAACGUGGGAGAAAAGGCUUAUUCGUUUGCUCUGAAGAACGGAAGGUUGAUUACUGCCGUGUCUAACAACGUUGUUCAGGCUCACACGUUCCCGGAGGGCGUUCCAGACGGUAUCCUGACUCGCUUCACUAUGAAUGCCAAUCACGUGGCUUUCAAUGCUGAUGGGAGCAAAGUCGCUGCAGGAUCCAGCGACUUUUUGGUGAAGAUUGUGGAGGUGGCCGACAGCAGCCAGCAAAAGACCUUUCGAGGGCACGAUGCGCCGGUUUUAAGCGUGUCCUUUGAUCCAAAGGAUGCUUUUCUGGCUUCGGCAAGCUGUGAUGGAUCUGUCAGAGUGUGGAAGAUUGCAGAGCAGAUCUGCGAGAAAAGCUGGCCACUGCUGCAGAAGUGUAACGAUGUGAUAGACGCAAAAUCGAUAUGUCGACUCGCCUGGCAGCCAAAGACAGGAAAGUUGCUGGCCAUCCCAGUAGAGAAAGUUGUUAAGCUGUACAGGAGGGAAACGUGGGAGCAUCAGUUUGAUCUGUCAGAUGACUUCAUCACCCAGCCCCUCAAUGUUAUAUCCUGGUCUCCCUGCAGACCGUUUGUGGCAGCUGGAAGUGUCGGUGGCUGUAUUAUCAUUUGGAAUGUGGAUACACAGGAGUGCUUGGAGAGGGUGAAACAUGAAAAAAAGGUUCAAGCACCAUCUGCAAUGGGUUGAAAUUGGCAUCCGAAGGCCAAUCACGUGGCUUAUACAGAUGCAGAAGGAAAUCUGGGAAUGCUCGAGAACGUCUGUGGUGCAGAUGGAAAGAAAACAGACAUCAAGGUAACUACUCUGAAUGCACUUUUAAGCGAAUGGGACGACAGCGGGGAUUUCCUGAACGGGACUCCCCUGUUGGAACCCCAGUCGUCCCCAAGGGCAGCAACAAACGAUGAAGAGGAGGAGGACAACCUGACGGCAGCCUCGGGACGGCCCAGAAACCGAGGAGCAAUAAUAGAAGAUGAUGAGAACUCAAUAGAUCUUGCGUUGCUGAAGGCGAAUUCCGCUCUCGAUAAGCUGGAUGAAGAGGAUGACCAGGAGAGCCUUCCUCCUGCCCUGCCACAGUCCCCCACGCAGAAGCCGUACUACGACGGGCCGUUGCCAACUCCUCGGCAAAAGCCGUUUCAGUCCGGCUCCACCCCAGUACAUCUCACACACCGUUUCAUGGUAUGGAACUCUGUUGGUAUCAUCCGCUGCUAUAAUGACGAGCAAGACAACGCUAUUGAGGUGGAAUUCCAUGACGUUGCCGUACACCACGCCAUGCACUUGCCCAAUUCUUUGCAUCACACGAUGGCAGACCUUUCCCGGGAAGCUGUUUUACUAGCCUGCGAGAGCACGGAAGAGCUGGCGAGCAAACUUCACUGCAUCCACUUCAGCUCCUGGGAUUCCAACAAAGAGUGGACUGUCGACAUGCUGCAGAAUGAGGAAAUCGAAGCCGUCUGUUUGGGCCAGGGCUGGGCUGCCUGCGCCACCAGCACCCUCCUGGUCCGCGUGUUCACGGUGGGGGGGAUCCAGAAAGAGCUCUUCAGCCUCCCGGGUCCGGUGGUGUCCAUGGCUGGACACGGAGAACAGCUGCUGGUGACCUUCCACAGAGGUACUGGCUUUGAUGGGAAUCAGUGUCUUGGAGUUCAGCUGAUAGAGCUUGGAAGAAAGAAGAGACAGAUUUUUCAUGGGGAUCCACUUCCCGUUUCCUGGAAAUCCUAUUUAACGUGGGUAGGAUUUUCAGCAGAAGGCACCCCGUGUUACGUCGACUCGGAAGGCAUCGUGCGCAUGCUGAACAGAGGCUUUGGAAAUACGUGGACUCCUGUCUGUGACACGAGGGAGUAUUGUAAAGGGAAGUCGGACCACUGCUGGAUUGUGGGCAUUCACGAAAACCCGCAGCAGCUGAGAUGCAUCCCGUGUAAAGGAGCUCGAUUCCCACCAACGCUUCCUCGCCCUGCUGUAGCCGUCUUGGCCUUCAAAAUUCCUUUUUGUCAGACUGCAACAGACAAGGGGCAGAUGGAGGAGCAAUUCUGGCGUUCUCUCCUAUUCCACAAUCACCUGGAGCAUUUAGCCCAAAGUGGAUACGAAUGUGAUGAGAGCGUGAAAGGCCGGGCCGUCCAGGAGCAGCAGAAUCUCUUGAUGAAAAUGUUUGCGCUUUCCUGCACACUGGAACGUGAAUUCCGCUGCGUGGAGCUGGCAGAGCUCAUGACUCAGAACGCCGUGAGCUUGGCCAUCAAGUACGCUUCGCGUUCUCGGAAGCUCAUCCUUGCCCAGAGGCUGAGUGAGCUGGCAGCAGAGAAAGCGGCCGAGCUGGCAGCUGCCGAAGAAACUGGCAGGGAAGAGGAUUUCAGGAGCCACCUGAAUGCCGGCCACAGUAAUACUGCCACGGAAUGGAGUCAGAGCAAAGUCCGAAGCCUCCAGCACCAGCAGAACACGGAAGGCAGUGAGGAAGUCGAGGAUAAUGAGGAAGAAAUCUCUGAAGAGGCAAAAUCAAGUUCCCCCACACUGUUCAGAAAGGAACCCACUUCCAAAUCUGCAAAAGUUGCAGUUGUAUCGAGCAGCCAAGGACGAGUUAAUCCAUUCAAGGUGUCCAGUAGUCAAAAGGACCCUGUGGCUCACUCGAUGAAUAUCUUAGACAACAUGACCAAACUCCCUAAGAAGAAUCCCACACCAAUCAGACGAACCGUUCCAGGCAAGGAGAAGAGCUCAGUGAUAAAGCCGCUGGUGCCCAAGCCCAGGUCAAAGCAGGCUGCUGCAGCGGCGUUUUUCCAACCCCGAACACCCAUCUCUGAAAAGAAAAGCAGUGAAGAGAGAGAAAAAGCCGAAGCUUCACCCUCUGAAACCCAAACUCCAACUGAGAAUGGUGACAAUAACAGGCCAAAGACCGGAUUCCAAAUGUGGCUGGAAGAGAACAGAAGCUUCAUUUUGGCAGAUAAUCCUGAUUUUGAAGAAACGGAGAUAAUACGGGAGGCCAUGGGUCGAUUUAGAACGCUGUCUUCUGAAGAGAGGAUGGUUUGGACGGAGAGAGCCAAAGGAAGAGCAGCUGGUGACUCUGGCGAAGGGAAGAAGAGGAAGCACCCGGAAGGUGUCGGCGAUGACGGGCAAGAAAGCCCGGAACAAGAAUCGAAAGAGAACAUCAGCUCCGCCAAGAAACCCAAACCUUCUGACGGGACAGCGUGCUCGAAGCUAGCAGCGUUUGCGUUCAAGCAGAGCUAACUGACCGUUGUUGCCUUGAAAAAAAUCAUAUUGUAUGAACAGCCCAGCCAGCAGGUAACCACAGAGAAGAGGUGGUUUUGUUUUGAGCGUUCCAGCAUCGAAGCUCUUUCUGGAAAUAGUUCUGCACCCUUGGAUGGGUGCGGAUGAAUCUAUGCCUGUCUUGCAUAGAGUAAUUGCUCGUUCCGUUUGCCACUGUGUAUGUUAGAGGGGUUACCAUUUUAAGCUGUGUUACCCAAGGAGUUUGGUCUCAACAGAGUCUGAAUCAAUGAGCCAAGAGCCAUAUAUUUCCCUGCUGAGAUUUUUCCAACGGCUUGACAUCUUGCCUUUGGAAUGGUACACCAUAGCAAUGCAAAGCAACAGAAUAAAGUGACUUCGGUCGAUGGCCCAUGCACUAGGUUGGCACAAAAAUGCUCUCAUGACCCUAGAGCUGCGCUUUGCACCUUGGGAAUUGAAGCAGUCUUUCUCCAGACGCGCUUCUUAUGUUGUCUCUAAAGGUGGGUAGGAAAUUUUUGUACGUAAUCGCUCUGUUUGUUGGAGCUUGUACGUUCUCCCCCCCCCCCCCCCCAGCAGAUCAGCGAACUGACUGAAUUAUAGAGUAAGAGUCAUUCAGCCCACACCUGGUUUGUGUAGUUCAGCCCUACCCUGGAGAAGAAUGUGGGAAAGAUUUAUCGUCUUGGGUAUACAGAGGUAUCGUUGGACAUGUCCGUGUGCUAUAUUGCAAACAGACUCACCUGGGCUCAGGUGGUUCCACAGUUUUCUCUCCACAAUGUUAGGAUGUUUGUAUUUUUUUGUUUCCUUUGUAACUAAAUAAAGAAACAACAUUUUUGUA
Sphaerodactylus townsendi is the source of this 4324-nucleotide messenger RNA. RefSeq names its product WD repeat and HMG-box DNA binding protein 1 (gene WDHD1). The record is from RefSeq and is a predicted model, not a curated record. Gene Ontology annotation, biological process: mitotic cell cycle; DNA repair; DNA-templated DNA replication. Gene Ontology annotation, cellular component: nuclear replication fork. Gene Ontology annotation, molecular function: chromatin binding; protein binding. NCBI's taxonomy places the organism in Eukaryota, Metazoa, Chordata, Lepidosauria, Squamata, Sphaerodactylidae.